Molecule: messenger RNA, 1615 nt
Organism: Populus euphratica (Euphrates poplar)
Lineage: Eukaryota; Viridiplantae; Streptophyta; Magnoliopsida; Malpighiales; Salicaceae
Product: E3 ubiquitin-protein ligase SINA-like 7
Exons: 3
Coding region: 60-1169 (369 amino acids)
Molecular function (GO): zinc ion binding
Source: RefSeq, a predicted model, not a curated record
UUCACUUUGGUAAAACAAUUUAAAAAAAAAUCUAAUUUUGCUUAGAGAGAGAUAAAGAGAUGAGAAAAUUCUUACUUGAAGAUGGAGAAGGUUCAAGCUAUCCAAGGCCGAAAAGACAAAGACCCUCUUCUCCCUCCUCUCCUCCUCCUCCUGAAUUUCCUAUGGAAGAAAUUGCUCGUGAGGAAGAAGAUUCUGAUGAAGAAGAAGAUGAUGAUGAAGACACAAGUGAUGAAAGUGAAGAAGAAGAUGAGGAGGAGGUGGAAGAAAUAGUGAGACCACUACCACGACCACCACUACAACAAAAUAAUCAGAUGGAAACUGUGGGACUACAACUACUACAACCCAGAUUAUAUGAGAGCCCAAUCUUUCUAGAACCUACCCUUGUGAGGCCCAGCAGAAAUGGAGCUAUUUUUGUAGCUUUAUCAGACCCAGAAGUUCUUGAUUGUCCCACCUGCUGUGAAACCUUGACCAUUCCUGUUUUUCAGUGUCAGAAUGGACAUGUAGCUUGUUCUUCUUGCAGCAAAAAACUCCAACAUAAGUGUCCUUCUUGCGCUAUGCCCAUUGGUGAUAACCGUUGUUGUGCCAUUGAGAAGGUUCUUGAAUCACUGAAGGUACAAUGCUCCAAUUGGAGGUAUGGAUGCAGAGAAAACAUUUGUUUCAGUAAGAAAUACGAACAUGACAAGUGGUGUAGCCAUGCGCUGUGCACAUGCCCCCUGUUGGGUUGCAACUUCCAGGGCUCAUCUAAGCAAUUGUACCUACACUGUAGACGUAAACAUUUAGGCAAGUUGACAAGUUUCCAAUUCAAUACCAGCUUCCCUCUUUUCAUUACUGUCAAUGACAAAUUCUGUAUUCUUCAAGAAGAUAAAGAAGGUGUUUUAUUCAUUCUGAAUAAUAGAUGGGAUACUCUUGGACAUGUGAUCACUGUUAGUUGUAUGGGGCUUUCUUCAUCGAAGCCAGGGUACUUUUACAAACUUAUGACAAGAGCAGAGGGAAGCAAUAUCAGAUUCCAGUCUUCCACAAGAAAUGUCCAGACCAGAGUUGAUGACCCUCCAUCGCUGGGGUGCCUUCUAGUACCAAAUGAUUUCCUUGGUGCUUAUGGGCAGAUAACCUUGGACGUCUGCAUCUGGCAUCUUGGCUCAUAUCCUGCCAUUAGCUCUGUAAGAGCAUGACCUCGGAUUAAAGAUUGCAGCAUCAACGUUUCCUGGUUAACUCAGAUGCCCUCUCAGCAGUUCCUGGGAUCGACUGGCUGCCGCACACUAGGCAGGCUGCUGUUCUGACAUAGCAUGGUCAUAUACAUGAACAACAAUUUGAGUUGGUGGCUCUCCUAUGUCAAUUUUCAUUAACUUGAAGAGAUGGUACAUCAAUACUCUUGGAGAUCAAGUACACUACCCUCGCUGGUUAAGGCUUGAAAUAAGGGGUAGCUACAAUUUCUCCAAUCAUAAACGUAUACAGUACAAUACAAAUAGUGUAAUGUAAGCUUGUACAAAAACGACCUUAUUGUUACAGCAUGAUCAGGGGAAAGAAAUUAUGGCUGUCCUGUGAUGUUGCUGCUAGAAUACAUUUAAUGAACUCGAAACAAGGGCCACUGAGAUAAUUGGUCUUGAAGUAGAUCAAA